This is a messenger RNA of Cloeon dipterum, 1087 nucleotides long. RefSeq lists its product as uncharacterized. The record is from RefSeq and is a predicted model, not a curated record. Lineage: Eukaryota; Metazoa; Arthropoda; Insecta; Ephemeroptera; Baetidae. The transcript is spliced from 3 exons. Bases 56 to 703 code for a protein of 215 amino acids.
GCUAUAAAAUGUAAGAUUGGCCGAUGCUUUCGCCAGUAGCGAAUCAAUUAAAACAAUGAUUAACACGUGUUUUGUGAUUGGAGUGGUUAUGGUGGCUUUUGCGAGUCGCGUUUCCGGCCACGGAUUUUGCAAAAGUCCGCCAAGCAGAUCGUCAAUGUGGAACUAUGGCUAUGAUACGCCCAUCAGCUACGAGUACAAUCAGCUCUGGUGCGGAGGAUACCAGCUUCAGAAUGAGGUAUACGAGGGAAAAUGCGGUCCUUGCGGUGACUCUUUUGGUGACGCUCGCCCAAGAGCGAACGAAAACACCGGGAAAUACGGUCUUGGCAUUGUCACCGGGACCUACACUCAAGGUCAAGUACUACCGGCCACGGUUGAUAUCACCGCAAAUCACGGGGGCUGGAUCCAGUUUGCCAUUUGCAAAUUGAACACGACCAAUCAGCUGGAGACUGAGGAGUGCUUCGUUCCGUUGAAGCUGAAAGAUUCGAAUGAAACCAAAUUCAUGCUGUCCAGCACGGACAACAUCGACACCACCGUCCAGCUGCAGUUGCCGCCGCACCUGGUGUGCCAAAGGUGCGUCCUGCAGUGGCACUACCACACAGCCAGCCGCUGGGGGAUUUGCGACGACGGCUCCGUGGGCAACGGGUGCGGACCGCAAGAAACUUUCCGCACGUGCUCUGACAUUUCUAUUGUUCAAAUGAAAUGAGAAAAGUAAAAGAUGGCAUUGGCACUCAAUUUGUGUAUUAAGGUGUACACAUAAAAAUACAAACAUAUUUUCAUUUCAAAUGUUAAGUAUUGACAGUCACGUUAUCAGUUUUUUGCACAGGGGUUUUUCCAGAUUUCACGUUAUUAAAUUUUGGGCAUGUUGAUUGUAUUUUCGUGACAAACAGUGGAUUUUGAAUGGUAAUAAUAACAAAGGAUAUUUGUGUUAUCUAAUAUUUAAAAAGCCUCCUCAUUAUUUAUCAUGACAGCUGUCAACCACGUUGAAUGGACGCGUCAAUCUCGACGUGAUGUUAUUUGAAUCAUGUAACACGAACACGCAUACACAUGUAGCACUAUUUUAAGAUUUCGUUAAUCCGAAUCAACCAUG